Molecule: messenger RNA, 1328 nt
Organism: Condylostylus longicornis
Lineage: Eukaryota; Metazoa; Arthropoda; Insecta; Diptera; Dolichopodidae
Gene: Sfxn2
Product: sideroflexin-2
Exons: 7
Coding region: 237-1211 (324 amino acids)
Biological process (GO): serine import into mitochondrion; monoatomic ion transport
Cellular component (GO): mitochondrial inner membrane
Molecular function (GO): monoatomic ion transmembrane transporter activity
Source: RefSeq, a predicted model, not a curated record
GUCAUUUCUCGAUUUACUAAAUAUUAGAAUAAUGGAUUAUUUCCAUUUAUGAAACAUAUUCGAAGGUAGUGAUUAUCUUCUGAUCGUACGUGAUUAUCAUCUUUCAUUGCAUAAUAUUUGGUUUAUUGUGAUCGAGAUAACUUUGGAAAAAUACGAAAAACAAGAAAAAAAAAAGUUAGCAAUUAGCAACGAGAUUGGGUUCAAUAACAAAAUAACGAUACAAGAAUAUAUUAAAAAUGACAGGUCGAAUUGAAAUCGAUAAACCAUUAUGGGACUUGAACACUUUUACUGGUAGAUUUAAUUAUUUUGCAUGGAUGACUGAUCCUAGAACUUGCAUAUUACCAAGUUCUCAGUUACUGGAAGCAAAAGAACUCUUAGACAAAUAUAGAAAAGGUCAAGAACCAAGCACAACUAAGAGAGAAGAUGUCGUAUACGCUAUGAAACUUUAUAAAUCAGCUUUCCAUCCAGAUACAGGGGAAUUACAAAAUUUUACUGGUAGAAUGAGUUUUCAGGUUCCCGGAGGUAUGUUGAUAACUGGUGCCAUGUUAUCAUUUUAUCGUACCACAGGCGCUGUUGUAUUUUGGCAAUUUGUUAAUCAAUCUUUUAACGCUGUUGUUAAUUAUACAAAUCGUAAUGCAAAAUCUCCAACCACUGUUAACCAGUUAAUAGGAGCAUAUUUAUCAGCAACAUCAGCAGCAGUAGCUACUGCAAUUGGUUUUAAAAAUUUUGUUAUGAAACGAGCAUCUCCCUUGCUGCAACGUUAUGUUCCUUUUACUGCUGUUGCUGCCGCAAAUUGUGUUAAUAUACCUUUAAUGAGACAGAAUGAAAUUAUUAAUGGAAUAGAUGUUGAAGAUCACAACGGAAAUACUGUUGGCAAAAGUCGUGUUGCUGCUGUAAAAGGUAUUUUCCAAGUUGUUCAAGCUCGUAUAGCAAUGGCAGCUCCAGGUAUGUUAGUUUUACCAAUAAUUAUGGAAAGGUUGGAAAAAUAUCCGGGAUUUAAGAGAAUGACGGGUCUGCAUGCUCCAUUCCAAACCAUAGCAGUAGGAAUGUUUUUGUUGUUUAUGGUACCUAGCUCUUGCGCUAUAUACCCACAAAGAUGCUCUCUACGCACAAGUACUAUUAAAUUGAUAGAACCAGAAUUUUAUGAUGAAAUGGUUAAAAAUACAAGUGGAAAUGUACCAGAAAAAGUUUACUUUAAUAAGGGAUUGUAAAGCAAUUUAUGUUUUUUUUUCACAUAUGUGAAUUUAUAGAAGCAUAUGUAUGUAAUAAGCAAGUAGCUAUUAAUUAGCAAAACAGUAGCAAUCUUUUGUUUUCGAACAAAGACUAGA